Messenger RNA from Xyrichtys novacula (pearly razorfish), 20241 nucleotides. The record is from the annotation of a GenBank genome assembly. NCBI's taxonomy places the organism in Eukaryota, Metazoa, Chordata, Actinopteri, Labriformes, Labridae.
AAACGAAGAAGAAGAAGAAGAAGUAGAAGAAGCUUUGUGAAGCGCAUGCGCCCUGACCGCAGAAUAGCGUGAGUGACUUUCCUUUAUCCUGUGAGAUUUUCGGAACGAACCGAGACUUACUGAGCGGACCGGUUUCACGGAGCCGAACCGAGCCGACGGGUCCGGGUCACGGUUCUGUCUGUGGAGAGAUCCGCUCCGAUCUGAGCCGGUUUGAAAUCCAGCUAACGGCUAACAGGUAGUGUGUGUGUGUGUGUGUGCGUCUUUUAAACUAUGAGAGAGAGAGAGAGUGUGUGUGUGUGUGUGUGUGUGUGUGUGUGUGUGUGUGUGUGUGUGUGUGUGUGUGUGUGUGUGACUCAGUUUGACUCUUUUAUUUGAACAGAAUCUAAAGAAGCACAAAAACAAACUUGAUUCUGUUUAGAGACAUGUUUGUUUUUAACUCGUGUGUUGAUUGUUUGUUCGAACUCAAAUACGGUGGCCGAGAGCGACCUCUGCAAAAAAAAAAACUGAAGCCCGCUGCUAAUAAGAAAGAAACGGUUCAAAUAAAAAAAAAACCCACAACGGAAGUUAACGACGCAAAAAAAAAAGUGUUGAUGGAAAAACAAUAAAGUUACCGCAAAAAUAAUGGGACACAAAUAAAAAAGCCUCAACAGAGGUGAGCUGUCGGGGACCAAUAACAAUGAUGCAAUGGUGUCUUACAAUCUAGGCACAGCAAGAAGACAAGCAAAGAAGUGGAAAGGUUAUUGUUUAAUUUUGCUUCAUAAACUUUUUUAUGUCGUGUGGAUAGACCAUGUAGCGCCUGAGUCCAUAUGAAGUCGAACUGAAGCUAACAUUACACCAAUAUCCUCCAGUUAGAUCGUACGAUCUGUGCCAAGAUCAUAAAACACUGUUGCAUCAUCAUUAUUGGUCCCCAGCAGUUCACUUCUGUUGUGGAUUAUUUUAUUUGCAUCCUUUUAUUUUCGCAGUAAGUAACUUUUUUUGGUUUUCAUCACCACUUUUUUUUGCGUCAUUGACUGGAAACAUUCAGUCUAUGCAAAGAGUCUGAAACAGGAUCAAUAAUGUAAGGCUGCAACAACGAAUCUAUUAAGUCGAUUCGUAGUGACGAAAAAAUCCAUUGCCAACUAAUUCUGUGAUCCAUUCGUCGGGUCUUUAUAUAUGUCCAUGGACACCGGCAUGUAAACAUCAGCAGGACGCACAGAAAAGAAACAGCCAUGGCCGAGGCAGCGGCUGAGAAAAACAUGGACACAACCCAACCCAAAUCCCGACCUAAAACAUCAGUGGUGUGGGAAAACUUCACCAAGACUGAAAAGGAAGGCGUUCAGUGCAACAUUUGCAAAGACCGUUCUGCAUGGCUCGGGAGUUCAUCGAUGAUGCGUGAGCAUCUGAAGAGAAAACAUGUGUUUCUUAGCCUGGAUGAAGGCAGUGGCACUUCAGCGGACACAGGGAAAGUCAUGCCGAUAUAUUUAAAAACUACAGAGAAAUAAACAAGUUAUCGUGGUAGUGGAUGGGUGACUGGGCGCCGCCAUCUGAGUUUUACCGUUUCGCGUCCGCUACGUUACCGGAGCGAUCAUAUAUAAGAAACCGGGAACCUCGACUGCAUCUGAGCGGCUCUUUUCAGCCGCAGGCAACAUUGCCUCAAAGAAAAGAGCAAGCCUCAGCUAGGAGCAUGUCGAUAUGCUCACUUUCUUACAUUGCAAUUCCAGGUUCAUGAGGUAGAAGACUUUAAGUUUGUUCAUUGAGUUUGUUGUCACAGUGAGCGCCCCCUCAUUUAUUUUUGUUGUCUUUUUGAUGCCGCAGUCCAAGUCCUCAGUUGAAUAUGUUACCUCAGUUUACUCACAUUUUUGCACACACAGACACACGACUGUUUUUUGUUUAUUUGUUGUUACUGCAACAUCUUUACUUGAUGGGGAACUUUCAUCUGAAAAUAUGUUGAAAACAAUGUUGCAAAGAUUUGUUAACAUUCAUGUGAAAUAAUAUAUAUAUUGGGAGAUUUGCACACAUGUUCAUGAUUCCAUAAUCUACAAGCUCAAGGCAUAGAUCUUUAUUUCAUCUUGUGCUGCUGAUCUACUGUUUAUUUUGCACUAGUUCCUCCCGUACCAGUUGGAAUCAGUGUGCGGUUUGAUUUAUUUAAUUUUUAUUAAUUUUUAUUUUAUUCUAUAUCGUUGUGUCGUGCUGCUGUUCAGGGGAAGCACCAGAAGUAAGCUCAGGUGUUUGGAAAAUAAAAAUAUUUUUGGAAUAAGCAAAAAAAAAGUUUCUGUGUUUAUCCGAUUAAUCGAUUAGUUAUUAAAAUAGUCGACAGAUGAAUCUAUUAUCAAAAUAAUCGUUAGUUGCAGCCCUACAAUAAUGAUGAAUCAGGUUUACAUCAAUUUUCUUAUUUGUUAUUCUCAAAAAUGAGAAACUAAACUGCUGACAGGUGAAUGUUGUUUGUUUUUUUAAUGAAUGUAGACAGAUAUAUUGAUGUUUUUAAAUAUUGCCACAAUUUUCUAUUUCUGCUUAGUCAUCUGAAAUGAGAAAGGAAAAAAUACAAAAGGUAAUUAUGAAUAUAAAUGAAAACUGUGUUAUUCUUAAUAUUAUGAGAGGAUUUCUAUCAAACAGGAACUGUUAUAAAGCGUAAACACACAAAAGAGCGGAGGAGACGCGAGGCCUGGGCGAUUUGGGGUGACCUCAUAUGGUGGAUAUGAGCUCAUUAUGAGAGUAUUUGUAAUUAAAUUGCUCAUCCAAAUAAGUAUAAGUGAAGCUGCACACUUUUGUUUUAACAAUAACAAAUGGUAAAAAAAAGAUAAAAGGUACCAUAUGCCUUGAACUUAUUUAGUCCACUAAUAUUAGUGUUGAAGUCCUCAUCUGUUUUACAUGCUCUCCCGUGUGAGGCUCUCUGAACAUCUGUGCAUGAAAUACAGCACUCUUUUAUCCGGGGCUGCCCUGAACGCAUCACUCUCGCAUAUCUCGCGUUUGUUUUCCUUUCAUUGAAGUUUUCAUUUCCCAACAAACACUGCUUUAAAUAUAGUUUACAGCUGAAACCGACCUGAAUCAUCCCAAACUGUAAAGUGAAAGUAUCAAUCCAGUCUGUGUGGCUCAGCAGAAACAGAAGACUAUCUCCGUUUGUCUGGAAACCUGGAAACUUUAGGCAAAUAUAGUGAUCCGAUUCAUGAAUGAAUGCGGACCAUGCUACGAGAAAUUCCCGGGAGAAAUGACAAUACGGGGGGUGGGUGGGAGAUACGUCUGAAAUAGGGGAGAGUCCCGGGAUAAACGGGAGUGUUGGCAGGUAUGGAAAUGAUUGAUCGCUGUUUUGGUCUGUGGCUGCACAACUGUGGCUAGUUGUGGCUAAACUGCUAAUGCUACUCGUACCGUCAGCAGUAUAAUCACCCGCAUAAUCACUCGGUAAGAUCAGAUCUGUUAUGUUGCCGGUUUAUCGGCUUAAUUGCUCGACGUCACUUUGGAGAGACGUUGAACAACUUCUCAACUACAACAUCUUCUGAGGAUGACUCAAAGUCAUGGCUGACAUCUAUCUCGCUGCCCUCAGCUCCGCGUUUAGCUCCAUGUUCGGUCUUUCUGUUUACUUCUCCGGAAACUUACAGAAGUGAGCAGGAAAAGCUGGACUCUGAUUGGCUGUUGUGACGCACGUUUCCGCCAUGUUUGAUCGGGUAAAUAUGCUCACAGCUGAUCACCGUGAUCAAACUGAAAUUUAUCGCAAUCAUCGAUCACGAUCAUAUAAUCGCCCAGUCCUAGGAGACGCUGACUUGGACGGAUGAACUUUCAGACAGAAGACAGGGAGACACUUUUUUUUUUUAUCAACAGUCGAGAAUAAAAAUAAAAAUAACAAAGUUAUAAAGAAAUAACAAAUAAAAAUAACAAAGUUAUCAUAAAAAUAAAGUUAUAGAACAAGUAACAAAGUUAUAAUAAAACUAGUUAAAAUAAAGUUACAAUAAAAAUAAAGUAAUAAUAAAAAUAAUAAAGUUAUUUUAAAAAUAACAAAGUCAUAGUAAUUUUAACAAAGUUAUAAUAAGAAUAACUUUAUCUUAUCCGUAAAGGUUAUUUCAAUCGUUCGUCGUCUCUAAAAGUUUUAAAGUCUGAUGUUUGUGGGGACAGAAGAUCUUCGGAACCUGAAGACAGAGGAUCCGUCCUCCACCAUCGGUCUUGUGGUCCAUGAAGGUCUGAUGAAGUGGGUCAUCCGGUUUCUUUAGACUGGACCAGGGUCAUGAUGAAGUCCUGGUUUUUAGGACUUAGGUCUCAGGUCGAGUUUUCACAGACCAUCAUAGUUUAUGUUUUUUUGUCAGUCCUUCAACCAUUUGAAGGUCUCAAACGUUCACCUGUUCAUACAUUCAUCACUUUGUCUGAGGACUUGAAUCUGGACUAGUACUGGACUCCACACUCCCCCAGUCCAGACCACAAACUGAUCCUGCUUCAGUGGUCUCCAGAGCUGGAGGAGACCCAGAGGGGCUGUUCUGAGUCCACAUACUGUCAGGGUUCGUCAGUAAACAACAGAACAUUGAAAACAACUAAACUAAACGAUUUUCUCUCAAAAGUCGAGAGAAAAUCGCUAAGUUUAGAAAACAGUAAAACUUUAAGUUUCUGUGACCUUUAACCUCACCUUCACACGGUCAUCAUUCCCGUCUUCCUGUCUCAGCUCCUCAUCUCUUCCUGUUUGUGUUCAAGUGAGAAAAAGAAGCAUAGAGCCGCCGUCUGAGCAGACCGCCAUCAUGACAGAGACAGCAGGAGAAGGAGGAAGACAAAUGACAGGAAUAAAGAGGAAACACGGUGAAGAGGAGAAGGAAGAGGAGACUGUACCCACCAAAAGACUGGUAAAUAAAAGAACUAACACGUUCACUCACUCAUUCAUUCACUCUACUUUUCAGAGGAAGGCUGCAGAAACACCAGAGAUCAUGUGGCUUUUUGAGGAACCUCUGAUUGAAGAACCUCUGUUGGAGGAACCUCUGUUUGAAGAACCUUUGUUAAAGGAACCUCUGUUUGAAGAACCUUUGUUAAAGGAACCUCUGUUUGAAGAACCCCUGUUUGAUGAACCUCUUUUUGAGGGACCUCUGUUUGAGGACCCUCUGUUUCAAGAACUUCUGUUUGAAGAACCUCUGUUUGAUGAACCUCUUUUUGAGGGACCUCUGUUUGAGGACCCUCUGUUUCAAGAACUUCUGUUUGAAGAACCUCUGUUUAGAACCUCUGUUUGAAUAACCCCUGUUACAGGAACCUCUGUUUGAGGAAACUCUGUCUGAGGAACCUCUGUUUGAAGGAACAUUUAUCACAGGUACCUCUGUUUGAAGGACCUCUUUUGAGGAACCUCUGUUGGAGGAACAUUUAUCACAGGUACCUCUGUUUGUUACAGGAACCUAUGUUUAAAAAAAACCUCUGUCUGAGGAACUUCUGUUUGAGGAACCUUUGUUACAAGAACCUCUGUUUGAAGAACCUCUGUUUGAGGAACCUCUGUUUAGGAACCUCUGUUUGAGGAACCUUUGUUAUGAGAACAGCUGUUUAAAGAACCUUUGUUACAGGAACCCCUGUCUGAGGAACCUCUGUUUGAAGAAUCUCUGUUUAAGGAACCUCUGUUACAGGAACCUCUAUCUAAGGAACCUCUGUUGAAAGAACCUCUGUUUGGAACCUCUGUUGAAAGAACCUCUGUUUGGAACCUCUGUUUAAGGAACUUGUGUUUGAAGUGUGUCAUUGAUCAUUAAGUUAUUGAUUGUGUGGUAUAGAUUGUGUGUUAUAGAUUGUAAGUUUUUGAUUAUGUGUUAUUGAUCAGUAUCCUUGGACUUUAUGUUGAGUUAUUGAGCAUGUGUUAUUGAUUGUGUGUUAUUGAUUAUGUGUUAUUGAUCAGUGUGUUAUUGAUCAGUAUCCCUGGACUUCAUGUAGAGUUAUUGUUCAUGUGCUAUUGAUUGUGUGUUAUUGAUCAGUAUUCCUGGACUUCAUGUUGAGUUAUUGAUCAUGUUAUUGAUCCAUCAGGUGACUGAUCACGGCGUGAAGGUGGCGAGUCACUACAACAGUCUACAGGAAGUGGGUCUGGCGGCUCGAAGUCGAAGCCGAAUUUUCUUCAUGAGGAACUUCAACAACUGGCUGAAGAGCGUCCUGAUUGGUAAUUGAUCAGUGAUCAGUUUUCAGUUAUUGAUCCUGUAUGAGCGGCCAAUAAGGGGGUCUGCAACCAAAAACUCCAUCUGAGGCCUGUACUACGAAGCUGGAUUUGGUCUUAGCGAGAUAACUUCUGGAUAACUUCUGGGUUUUCUGUACUACGAAGGUGGAUCUCUUUUUAUCCGGGUCCGUUGCCCCGGUAACUUACGCGGAACGCCAAACCUGCUCCGGAGUUAUGUUUCAGGAUAAGAUCUCAGCAGGUAUAAAAAACCGCCCAAUGACCAAUCGGAUCUCUUGGAAAAUGGCUUGCCCACUUUUGCCGGAUCCCGGGGACAUCGUUGCACGGAUAGUGAGAGGAGCGCUUCGCAGAGAGCGUUAUAUUCAUGAUCAUUCAAACCCCUUUGAUUUACCUGAUGACGUUCUCUAUGAAUGUUACAGGUUUUCCUCAUACGGCCUCAAUAUUCAGGUAGCAUGAAGUCUAAGCAAUGCACUAAUAUUUGCCAAGCUCCAGGUUCCAAUUUCAUGCGGCAUAUCAGUCAUCAUUCAGAAUUUAUUGAAGCAGAUUAGAAAACUCCUCUUAACCCCAAAUGUGUCUGCAGAUGACAUGUGACCAUCAGAUGAUGGAGGAAAAAAGAAAAAAAGGCAGAGUGAGGAAAUCACUGUUUACGCGUUGAAAUAUGUACAAAUAAAAUCUUCCAAUAAACCUACAAACUACUUUAAAGGAUGUUUUUAGAUUUAUUUUUAUUUGCUCCCACCUACUCUUUUCCCCACUCCUGUUGUAUCUGAAAUAAUGAGGUCAGUGAUGGAGGUGAUCACACACGCUGCAUGACAACAUAUUAGGGGGGCAUAAAUUUAUGAACGCACAAAUGAAAUUUACAUAACCGGUGAUUUUUUUUGCCAGCAGUCCCUCCGGUUUUUAGCAGCUGUGUCUGUCCUGCUCCUCACUGUUAUAAUGUUGCGGUACUCCUCGUAAAACGAUGCUCUGUUCCUCGGCUGUGAAAAAUGACGUGCAGCCUUCUCCAUUGUGGAGAUUGGUCUGGUGGUACUGACCCCACCCCCUUUACGUGUGCGCGCACAGAUCUGAAGUGGCCACACCUGGAUUCAGUUAUCGAGUUGAUAACCGGCUUCGUAGUACAGCUGAUCGGGAUCGCGAAGUUGAGCAAGUUGUCGCAGAGUUAUCCUGGAUGUGUUAAUCCAGCUUUGUAGUACAGGCCUCUGGUCUCUGACUGUGGAGGACUGAGACCUUCAAGAGAGACCCGUGUCCGGUUCUCCUCUUUCAGGAGCUCUGAGACCUGGUCCUGGACCUGAGCAGGUUUUCAGGUUCUGUUUAAGUGGAUCUGUGUUCUGUUUGUUCGGCAGGUGAGAUCUUGGAGCAGGUGAGGGGGGCGGGGUCUCGUCAGGUCUCUGUUCUGGAUCUGGGCUGUGGAAAAGGUGGAGACCUGCUGAAGUGGAGAAGAGGAGGGAUCAGUCACCUGGUCUGUGCAGGUAAGACCAGAACCUGACCCGGGUGACCCAAACCAAGGAUCAGGAUCAGAGGUCUGAGGACAGGGUUCAGAAUCAGUGUCUGAGGAGAGGGUUCAGGAUCAGAGGACAGGGUUCAGGAUCAGUCUGAGGACAGGGUUCAGGAAUAGAGUCUGAGGACAGGGUUCAGGAAUAGAGUCUGAGGACAGGGUUCAGGAAUAGAGUCUGAGGACAGGGUUUAGGAUCAGUCUGAGGACAGGGUUCAGGAAUAGAGUCUGAGGACAGGGUUCAGGAAUAGAGUCUGAGGACAGGGUUCAGGAUCAGAGUCUGAGGACAGGGUUCAGAAACAGUCUGAAAAGACGGUCCUUGACAAAUCCAGUUUGAUCUAAAUUCAUUCUAUCUGGGAGUCUGUGUGAGAGUCUAUUGGCUAUGAUUGAUGUGAAUAUCUUUUGAUCAACAUUUAAAAGAGACAUCGGUCUGUAGGAUGAGCAAUUUGUCAAAUCUUUUCCUUCUUUUGGUGUUACAGUAAUAAUUGCUGAAUUCCAGGUGUCUGGCCACACUCCUGUUUCUAAAAUAUAAUUAAAGACCCUGCAGAGGAUAGGUAAUAACAAAACUCUAAAACACUUAAAAAAUUCAUUUGGAAAACCAUCACUUCCAGGGCUUUUCCCAGUUUUCCCACGUUUCUUUAUUCAAAUUUCUUUCAUGCUGUUCCUGAAGUCCUUUUAUUUUAUUUUCCAAAACUUUUUUUUCUCUUUCCCUUUUCCUCUUUUGAUGAGAUGAGUAUGCUAUUAUUUCACCCCUUAUUGUUGCUUUUGCCGCUUCCCAUAGAGUAAUAGGUAUCACUUCCUUAUCAUUUAUCUCAAGAAAAGACUUCACACUUUGUUCCAUCUUCACCUUGAAACUCUGAUCCUCCAGCAGUGAAUUUUUUAACCUCCAUAAUGUUUCCCCUUGUUCCCUUUUCAGGUUUAUUUCCAUUAUAACUGGUGCAUGAUCCGUUAUUGCUAUGGGUAAUAUUUCACAUUUUAUGACCUUUGAAAUCUCAUUCUUAAAAAUAAAAAAAUAGUCUAAUCUUGAGUAGACGUCAUGGGCACCAGAGAAAAAAGUGAAAGCCUUUUCCUGGGGGUGUAAGCAGCGCCACACAUCUACUAGCCCCAACUCGAUUUGGGCUGUCCUCAUUAACACUGCAGCUUGUUCUGCUUUAGGUUUUAUUUUGCUCUGUGUGUCCUUUUGAUUCAUAAUUAAAUUAAAACCUCCCCCCAUUAUGAUCAUACCCUUCCCUUCUGUCAUUAAUAAUGUUAGGAUUUUUUUCAUUAAAUCUGUUCCUUGUCCAGGUGGGUUAUAAACAUUGACCAGGUUUAUGUAUUCAGGGUUAUGUUCUUCUAUUUGACCAAUUACCAGAAUGUACCUCCCUUCCUUGUCUUUAAUACAUUUUUCACUAUUAAACAUAAGAUUAUUAUUAAUUAGGACUGCCACACCCCUUUUAGCCGAUGUAAAGGAGGAGGAGAAAACUACGUGUUCCACUUUAUCAAGAUGUGUUUCCUGCAGAAAAAUAAUUUCCCCUCCUUCCUUUUUAAGUUUUUGAAAUACUCUCUUCCUUUUUAUUAGAUUAUUUAAACCAUUUGUAUUCAAGGAAAUUAGUUUAAGUUUUCUCAUUAUUCUUCUCUUGGAUACCAGUUGCUUCAUAUUCAAAGCCUAUAAACUGAAAAAAUAACGCACGUAUCGAAAACAUAACACACAACAACAAAGGACCCAGAUGUGCACUUCCAGGGUCUGUAACCUCUCUAUGGUUACAACAAGAGAUAUUCCACAUUAAUAUUCUUAUGUGAAAUAGGGAGCUUUCAUAGAAAGACUCCUGCCCCAUGGUAACCCAUGAGGCCAAUAUGAGCUUGAACAGAGCCCAUAUUUGCAUGGUGGGCUGCGUACAGGCGUAUGUCCCUCCUCCGUCUCUUUAACUAAAUUAUUCACACACUUGGAAAGAGAGGUGACUAUAAACAAUGCACUCAAACACCUCCUGCGUGAACAAAAGAAGAUUAAUCAAAGGCUGGAGUAUCAAGAACAAAAAUCAAGACAAUUUAACGCCCGAAUUUUUCAAGUAAUUGAAGGAAUAGAACAACAGGAUAUGGUGGGUUUCGUUAAAUCAAUACUGGUGGAACAGUUGAAGAUACCAGCCGACACAUUCCACAUUUGUGCAGCCCACCGCUCCCACGCCAAAAAGCCGACGGGAGAAGAUGCAACACCUCGGUCUAUUGUUGUCCGCUUUCUGUCGUGGAACACCCGAGAGAAAGUGGUAAAAACUGCAUGGGCGAAAAAAGACAUUACAGCUGGAGGUAAACGCAUUUAUUUUGACAGAGACCUGCCUGAAAAGGUACAGAAAGAGAGACGCAGAUAUGCCCCACUAAGACUACAACUGAAAGAAAAAGAGAUUAAGUCCUUCAUAAUACACCCGGCGAAACUGAAGGUCUUCGAAGAGGAAGGAUCGUUCAUUAUUUACAACACACCGGAGGAUGCGGAGACGCAACUACGGGGCAAGGGAUUAAUCUCCACAGAGCCGUGCGUCGGAGCGCACCGUGGCAAGCAUGGCACACUGCGCAAAGAAGGAGCACAAUCUGCACCUUUCCAGAGGAGCGGCGGAGAUGGAGAGACUUUGGAGACCCUACUAGAAGAUGCUAUGAGGGGACUGUAAAAGGACUUGAAGUUACAGUGAACGGCGGCCUUAUGUUCAUCUCAGGAUGUGUAAUGGAGAGGUAAACACACUCUUUCUCCUAAGUGGAGCGACACAGGAAUGGGAGGACAGUAGCCAGCCACGAGACUUUAGCCUAGAAUACAGGACUCUUUUUCUUUCUUCACCUUAUUCUAAUGAGCGGAUUUUAAGCCUACUCUAUACUUGCCCCAUGCUUUUUCUGUUUUAAUGGGACUUAAAUACGCCUGAUUUCAAUCAAGCAUGGGGUCUCAGUUUCCCUCUCUUUUUUUUUCCUUCUUUUUCUUUUUCAUUUAAGUUAUGCCAUAUUUAAUUUUUAUUUAUCAUGAAUGAUCCUUAAAUGAACUGGGUGCUUAAACGUGCUUCGGAGGGGGAAAAAAAUAUUUCGGAAAGAAGAAAAGAAAAGGAAAAGUAUCUAUUUUGGGGUAUUUCUUUUUUUUUUUUUUUUUAGGUUCUGUCUAAUACUCGACUCCAAGUGUGUGAAUAAAAAACUAGUGAAGAUUUUAGAUUUUACAGAUGAACUGAUGUGUGUGUGGGUGUUUACAGUUGAACUGAGGACAGGGUUCAGGAUCAGAGGACAUGGAUCAGGAUCAGAGUCUGAGGACAGGUUUCAGGAUCAGAGUCUGAGGACAGGGUUCAGGUUCAGAAACAGUCUGAGGACAGGGUUUAGGAUCAGAGUCUGAGGACAGGGUUUAGGAUCAGAGGACAGGGUUCAGGAUCAGAGUCUGAGGACAGGGUUCAGGAUCAGAGUCUGAGGACAGGGUUUAGGAUCAGAGGACAGGGUUCAGGAUCAGAGUCUGAGGACAGGGUUCAGGAUCAGUCUGAGGAAAGGGUUCAGGAUCAGAGUCUGAGGACAGGGUUCAGAAACAGUCUGAGGACAGGGUUCAGGAUCAGAGUCUGAGGACAGGGUUCAGGUUCAGAAACAGUCUGACGACAGGGUUCAGGAUCAGAGUCUGAGGACAGGGUUCAGAAACAGUCUGAGGACAGGAUUCAGGAUCAGAGUCUGAGGACAGGGUUCAGAAACAGUCUUAGGACAUGGAUCAGGAUCAGAGUCUGAGUACAGGUUUCAGGAUCAGAGUCUGAGGACAGGGUUCAGGAUCAGAGUCUGAGGACAGGGUUCAGGAUCAGAGUCUAAAGACAGGGUUCAGGAUCAGUCUGAGGACAGGUUUCAGGAUCAGAGUCUGAGGACAGGGUUCAGGAUCAGAGUCUGAGGACAGGGUUCAGAAACAGUCUGAGGACAGGAUUCAGGAUCAGAGUCUGAGGACAGGAUUCAGGAUCAGAGGUCUGAGGACAGGGUUCAGGAUCAGAGGUCUGAGGCCAGGGUUCAGGAUCAGAAUCUCAGGACAGGGUUCAGGAUCAGUCUGAGGACAGGGUUCAGGAUCAGAGGUCUGAGGACAGGGUUCAGAAACAGCAUGAACUGAUGAACAUGUUGGUGUUUACAGAUGAAUGUGUUUGUGUUUACAGAUGUACUGGUGAAUUUGUAAGUGUUUACAGGUGAUGUGAUGAUCAGUUAGUGUUUACAAAUGAACUGAUGAACAUGUUGGUGUUUACAGAUGAACUCAUGAAUGUGUUAUCGUUGACCGUUGAAUGUGUUUGUGUUUACAGACGAAUGUGAUAGUGUUUUAAGAUGAACUAAUGAACGUGUUAGUGUUUACAGAUGAACUUAUGAAUGUGUUAGUGUUUACAGAUGAACUGAUAUAUGUCUUUGUGUUUACAGAUGAACUGAUUAACAUACCAGUGUCACAGAUGAACUGAUGAAUGCGUUUUUGUUCUUUCCUUAGAUCUCGCCGAAGUUUCGGUGGAACAGUGUCAGAGUCGUUAUAAUGACAUGAAGAGGCGGAGUCACUUUAACGAAAAACUCUUCAGCGCUCAGUUCAUCACAGCCGACUGUAGCAAGGUAGACCCCCCCCCCUUCAUGAAGUCUUGUCCUGGUUCUGAUCUUGGUUCUUCUUCUUCUUCUUCUACUUCAUCUUCUUCAGUCUCUCUAAGACUGUCUGAAAAUCUUUGUUUUCCUCUUUUGUUAGGAGGUUUUGUCUGAGAAGUUCGAUGAUUCAGAGCUCAUGUUCGACAUCUGCAGCUGUCAGUUCGUCUACCAUUACUCCUUUGAAAGUGAGCAGAAAGCUGACAUGAUGCUCAGAAAUGCCUGUGAGCGUCUGAAACCCGGAGGUUUCUUCAUCGGGACGACGCCGGACGCUUUUGAGCUGGUGUAAGCUGAGUGUUAGUGUGUGAAAGGCUGAAUUUCUCCAUCUGUGUUAUUGAUAAUGAGAGAAUUAGUCAGCUGACAGUGGUCUUUGAUAAAAUAUAAUUAUAACAUUGAAGAAGAGAAAAAAGAGGUUAGCAUUGUCUGACUUUCAGAGUUUGUCGGCUGAUGUAGACGAAUUUUUGUCUCAGUGAAGUAUCACCUUCAAACUCAUUAAACUAAAUGUUUUAGAAUAGAAUAGAAUAUUCCUUUGUUGAUCCCCCAUGGGGGAAAUUUUUUUUGCCACAGCAGCAUCACAGACAAAGGUUUUAGAAAUUUAGAAAAAGGAAAAAGGGGAGAAAAAAAUAAGAUAAAAUAAAAUAAAACUAUAUACAAUAUACACAAUUUAAGUGCCAGAAAAAGUGGUGGUGUGAGUCCAGUUCUAUUACAGUUCGUUGUAAAGUCUUAUUGUAGAAGGGAGGAAUGAUCUGCGGUAGCGCUCCGUCUUGCAAGGUCGGAGUCUCAGUCUGCUGCUGAAGGAGCUGCUUAAAGCCCCCACAGUCUGGUGCAGCGGGUGAGAGGGAUUGUCCAUGAUGGAUACAAGCUUUGUUAACAUCCUCCUCUCACCCACCUCCUCCAGGGAGUCCAAAGAACAGUCCAGGACAGAACCGGCCCUCCUGACCAGUCUAUUCAGUCUCUUCCUGUCCCUCUCGGUGCUCCCUGCCCCCCUGCAGACCACUGCAUAGAAAAGUGCAGAUGCUACCACAGAGUCAUAGAAAGUCCUGAGCAGAGUCCUGCACACUCCAAAGGACGUCAGUCUCCUCAGCAGGUGGAGACGACUUUAGCCCUUCUUGUAAAGGACGUCUGUGUUGGUUGACCAGUCCAGUUUAUUGUUGAGGUGGACACCCAGGAAUCUGUAGGACUCCACCAUCUCGAUGUCCAGACCCUGUAUGUUCACUGGAACAGUCUGAGGUGUCCUCCUCCUGCGGAAAUCCACGACCAUCUCCUUUGUCUUACUGGCGUUGAGCUGGAGGUGGUUUGUGCCACACCAGUUGACAAAGUCAGUGAUGACAGUCCUGUAUUCCCGCUCAUCCCCUGACGAUACACAUCCGACGAUGGCUGUGUCAUCAGAGAACUUCUGGAGGUGACAGCUCCCAGAGUUGUAGCUGAAGUCAGAGGUGUACAGGGUGAAGAGGAAGGGGGAGAGCACUGUCCCCUGUGGAGCCCCCGUGCUGCAGACCACCAUGUCCGAUACACAGUUCUGAAGCCUCACAAACUGUGGUCUGUCGGUGAGGUAGUCCACGGUCCAUGCGGCUAGGUGACAGUCCACUCCCGCCCGCUCGAGCUUCCCCCUGAGCAGUGAAGUCUGGAUGGUGUUGAAAGCAUGGGGAAGUCAAAAAACAUGACCCUCACAGUGCUGCUGGUGUUCACCAGGUGAGCCAUGGACCUCUGCAGCAGGUAGAUGACUGCGUCGUCCACCCCGAUGUUCGGCUGGUAUGCAAACUGCAGAGGAUCUAGAUGAGAUCGGUUGGAAAAUAUGCAUAAAAAUGAUGAUAUGAUCAAAAUACUCACUUGCCUAAUAAUUGUGCACACAGUGUAGUCUGUGAUACAAUCUGUCAUGGUGUCGAUGUCAUCACCAUGUGGGCCACACAGUACAUCCCAGUCUGUGGUCUCAGUCCUGCAGCGCCUCAGUGGCCUCCUCAGACCACCUCUUAACAUACCUGAUGGUGGGGGGUUGUUUCUUCACCAUAGGUAUGUAAAUGGGCUGCAGUCUCACCAGGUUGUGAUCUGAGCGGCCCAGCGGGGGAAGCGGGGAGGAGGUGUAUGCAUCCUUGGUGUUCGCAUACAGUAAGUCCAAAGUUUUAUCGUCUCUUGUUGGGCAUUACACAUACUGGCUGAAGGUAGGGAGAGUGGAGGAGAGCGAUGCAUGAUUGAUCAUCAUCUCUGGAGACUUUAGAGACCGAGGGUAUGAUGUUUGUAGCUUGGACACUUCACUGUGGAGGAGUUCACAGGCUGCAGCAGCAUCAGCCGAGGGGGGGAUGUAAACAGUUAACGCGAUGACGUGCGAAAACUCCCUCGGCAGGUAAUAUGGCCGCAAACUCACAGCCAGCAGCUCAAUGUCCUUAGAGCAGAGCUGCUCUUUAACACUAACGUGCCCAGCAUUACACCAUCUCUCAUUCACAUACACCGCUAUCCCGCCUCCUUUCUUCUUACCACUCUCCCUCACGCUCCGGUCCGCUCUGAAGAGGUGAAAUCCGUCCAAAGUUAUGAGCGGGUCCGGAGUGAGUUCGUUCAGCCAUGACUCUGUGAACAUCAUGAGGCUGCACUCCCGGUACUCCCACUGCAGCCUAGUCAGCGCUGUGAGCUCUUCCAUCUUGUUGGGGAGAGACCUCAUGUUUCCCAUGAUGAUGGACGGGACAGUUGGUUUGUAACGUCUCCGCUUUGCCCGAUGCUGAACUCCAGCCCUGCAUCCUCUCCUUCUCCUGCGGAGCUUGGCGGGGAUGUCUGGUCUGUCCAACGAAGCUGUUCACGGCUGUAAACAAUGGGGCCGCUGAACGGGUCGCCAGACGCGGACUUGAAAACUCCAAAAAGUAAAAGAAAACAAAGUGCUAGAGUCAUGAAGUCACCAUCCAUGGUUGGAAUAUGCAAAACACAACACUGCUAAAUAAAAAGAAAGACAAAUAAGGUGCAAAAAACAAUAAGAAGGCAAAAACGUAAAGUCUGUGAGGAGCUGCUGUGACAUGCUGCCACUCUCAGGGCACUCAGUCACACAUUGCGGAUUGAAUUUAAAAUCUUAGUUCCAUGAUUGAGAUCAGACUGAAAUCAAUUUUAAACUGAUUUAUUCAUUCUCACAAAUCGAUCGAAGAUGCUGUAAGACCCGAUCAGAUGAACUGAUAUAACCACUCAAUCCUAAAGAACCUCAUGAUCUUUAGAUUCAGUGUCGUCUCUGUUUCCAUGGAAAUAUUGACCCUCUGAUCAUCAUGAAGUGGUUUGUGAUUCAUUCUUGAAUCUUAAUAGACUAAAGGCCGAAAUAUAGACACUUAGAAAUACAAAACUGCAGUAAUGAAGAAAUAAUGGAUAAAUUAAUAAUAAUAAUAAUAAUAAUUAAUGUAUAGAUAAAUAAUAAUAAUGAAUAAUGGAUAGAUUCAUAAUAAUAAUGAUAAAUACAAAAAAUAAAUAAUACACUGAUGAAUAAUAAUGGAUAAAUUAAAAUAUAGUAAUAUAAAAAAAUGAAUAAUGGAUAGAUUUAUGAUAAAUAAUAUUAUUAAUAAUAAUAGAAAGAUUAAUAAUAAAAAAUAACGGAGGAAUUAAUAAUAAUGAAUAUUAGAUAAAUUAAUAAUAAUAAAUAAUGAAAAUAAAACGAAAUAAUAGAAUAAUAAUCAUAAUAAAUAAUAGAUUGAUGGAUUAAUGGUAAUAAUAAAUAAUGGAUAUAAAAAUAAAAAUAAUAGAUAAUGCAUGGAUUAAUUAUAAUAAUAAUAAAAAUAAUAAUUAAUUAAAAAUAUUUUUAAAAAAUAAUGGAAAGAUGAAUAAUAAUAGAAAUAAAUGGAUGGAUUAAUAAUGAUUUUAUUUAUAAUAAUAAUGAUGAAUAAUAGAUAAAUAGUAAUCAAAAUAAUAAUAAUAAUGGAUAGAUGAAUAAUAAAAAUAAUAAUGGAGGGGGUAAUAAUAAUAAUAUUAAUGUUAUUAAUAAUAAUAAUUAUUAUUAAUAAAUAAUAGAUAGAUUAAUAAUGAUUAAAAAAUAAAAAUAAUACAAAAUAAUAGAAUAAUAAUAAUGGAUAGAUUUAUAAUAAUAAUAAUAAAAAUGGAUAGAUUAAUGAUAAUAAUAAAUAAUUAAUAUGAAAAAAUAAUAAAAAUGAUAAAUGGAUGGAUUAGUAAUAAUAAUAAUGAUUAUAAUAAAUAUAGGAUAGAUAAAUAAUAACAAUAAAACCAUAAUAGAUGGAUUAAAAAUAAUAGUAAUAUAUAAUGGAUGGAUUAAUUAAAUUCUAAUAAUAAUAACAAUAAUAAUGAAUAAUAGAUCGAUUAAUAAUAAUCAUAACAAUAAUGAUGAUAAAUGAUGGAUUUUUAAUAAUAAAUAAAAAUUGAUAGAUUAUUAAUAAUUAUAAUAAAUAUUGGACAGAUAAAUGACAAUUAUAAAUAAUAAUAUUAAAACAAUAAUAAUAAAUUAUGUAUAGAUUAAUAUUAACAAUAAUAAUAAUAAUACAUAAAGGAUAGAAAUAUAAUUAAAAUAAAUAAUUGAUUUAUUAAUAAUAAUUAAUAAUGGAUAGAUUAAUAAUUAUAAUAAUAAAUAAUUGAUAGAUAAAUAAUUAUAAUAAGAAGAAGGAAUAUUAAUGGACAGAUUUAUAAUAUUAAUAAUAUAUAAUAUAAUAAUAGUAAGAAGAAGAAAUAUUAAUGGACAGAUUUAUAAUAUUAAUAAUAAAUAAUAUAAUAAUAAUAAUAGAUUAAUUAGAGGGACUUAGAACUGUUCUGUUUGGGUUUUUCUCAGCUAAUGUCAAAACAUAUUUUUUAAUCUGAGUUUGAAGCUUUCGUUCAGGACUAAAUCUUGUCUGCUGGUUUAUUCAACGACCAGCAGAAGAACAACUCAACAACGCCUCCGAGUGGACAGAAGCUGUCAUUGAAAAUCUGACUAAAAAAGAGGGUUUUGACGGUCCACAUCCUGUAAUCUGUAUUUUUAUGAACAAGGCUUCCUGUCACCAACAUCUCUCUCUCACUCUCUCUAAUAGGAAACGUCUGGAGGCAUCGGACUCCACGUCUUUUGGAAAUGAAGUUUUUAAAGUUUCCUUUCAGUCCAAAGGUUCCUACCCACUGUUUGGGUGUCAGUACCACUUUAGCCUGGAGGACGUGGUCAAUGUUCCCGAGUUCCUAGUUUACUUUCCUCUCUUUGAGCAGUAAGAAGUCCGUCUGAACGCUGAGAAUACCAAACGAUCUGUGUUUGAGGGAAAUACAACAACAAUAAUAAUAAAAAUAAUAAUUGUUAUUAUUAUAAUUAUUAUUGUUGUUGUUGUUGUUUCUGUUGUUAUUAUUAUUAUUAUUAUUAUUAUUAUUAGUAGUAGUAGUAGUAGUGUUGUUGUAAUUAUAAUUAUCAUUAUUAUUUUUAUAAUUGUUAUUACAAUGAUAAUGAUCAUUAUUAUUAUCAAUGGUUGUUGUUAUUUUUAGUAGUAGUAUUAUUGUUUUAUUAUUAUUAUCAUCAUUGUUAUUGUUAUUGAUGUUGUUGUUAUUAUAAAAAUAAUAAUAAUUCUUAUUAUUAUUAUUAUUAUUAUUAUUAUUAUUAUUAUUAUUAUUAUUAUUAUAGAAAUAAAACAGAUUCUGUUUGAGUUCCCAGUAGAACUCGUCUGACUCCACGCUGAUUCUCGUCUCCUUCACGUUUUUUUUUUUUCAGCAUGGCAAAACGUCACAACAUGCUUCUGGUGUCAAAGCAACGGUUCUCCGAGUUCUUCAAGGAGAAAGUGAAGGACGAGCAGCACCGCAGCCUAAUGAUGAAGAUGAUGGCUUUAGAGGUCAACUGAUGUUGAUGAUGAUAAUGAUGAAGAUGACGACGACCUUUUACGGUUUCAUGUCGCUGACGUCUUCAUUUAUGAUUUUUCGUUUUCUUGUUUUUCAGCCGUUUACCGCCGAGGUUAGAGGUCAGCCAGCUUCAGACAGUAGAGGAGAGUACAGCCAUGCUGAAGAGCACUGCAGCAGAGGCAGCAUCAAACUACCACUGGUGGGUCAGCUGACAGGAAACGCCAGAGUCCAGUUCUGUCCUGUCUUUGUACUUUCUGGUCCAGAGUGUUCUGGUCCAGUCCAGAGUGGUGAGCUGUCAUGUUGACCAGGCCUUGGUUUCAGGUACUAAUAGGACUUUACAAAGUCCACAAUAUGCAGGACAGUCAGGAUACAUGUGAGUUAAAGGGAUAUUCCAGUGUAAAAUUAAUUUGUGUUCGAACACACCGUAACACCGAGUUAGACACCCCCUCCAGAGAUGAAUGUUGCUGACCGCUUGCUUCUCUAGUUAUACCAACUUCAGUAACAAACGCAGGAUCCCAAUACACAACGGUCUGAGGAGCCAUAAACAAACAUCAACCAAAACGCCACUCUAUAGCCACAAAUAAUGCUCAGAACAGCACCUAACUUCAUCAACAGGACAUAUAGGGUCACAGCCAUAGUACUAUAUUCAGAGUUGUUCUAACUCCUAAGAAAACAUAAACUUAAGCGGGGGCGUUUCUUCACUUCUGUAGUCUAUAAGCUGGCCAAGAAACUUCUACUGUAGUAAAAUGAAACAGUGUUUUUAUUAAGCCGAAUUAUCAAUAAAAUCAUGAUUUUGUUAACAGGUAUGGAUUUAUGUGCUGUUGAGUUAAUAUAUUUGAACAGGAGCACAGUAAAGUUAAAUCAGCUAAUUUUCCAAUGAGGUUCUGUCACUGAACAGAACUACACCAUGUUCUACUCAGGUUAAUACAUAUAGGGUCCCAGCUAUAGUACUAGACACCAAACAUCUUUUUAACUUUGACUCAUUUCUUUAGCAAAGAGACUAAACACAACUCACCUACUCUCUUCCAGCAGACGUUUGUUUGUAGAGAGACCUCAGGCCGGUCCAUUACGGACUACAGUGGGUUGAUGCAGCUCAAGGAAUAACAUUUAUGAUCAUUUCUUUAUAAUUUUUUGAAGUAAUAAUCACCAUGCUGUUGUCAGAAUGUGGUCUGGGAUCAUAUGAAGGUCUUCCCUGAAAAAGUCUUUGUCUGGAUGGCAGCAGAUGUUGCUCCUAAACCUGGAGAUGUUGUUCAAUACUGAGGACACAGCAUCUAUGAUUUCCAGUUCUUCAUUGAAAGGACAACUGGACUUACUUGAGACAUUUCGCCUUAAGUCCAGUUGUCCUUUCUAGAAGAGUAUUAAAUUUUAGAGUUCACAGACAAGUGAUAUUAAGCCCAUGGGGUGACUCCAACUACAGAGUCCUGUUGCCCCUAAAUCUGUAGAUAUUGUUCAGCAUUAAAGGGAUAUUCUGCCGUAAGAGUUAAGUUAGGGUCAAACACACCAUAACACCGAGUUAGACACCCUCUCCAUAUUAAUCAUAAUCGAUAAUUGAUAUUAAUCAUUUUCACUGCAGCUGCAGUAGUUCUUCUGCCUUAGCAUCUCGGUCUGAUUGUAUUUCCAUGAAGAAAUGAUCAUAAAUGUUCUUCCUUGAGCUGCACUCAGUGAUCAACUCAUCAGGUGUUUAUGACAGAGAACUGUCAUAGUGCCACAGCUGAGAGUGUGUGUGUGUGUGUGUGUGUGUGUGUGUGUGAAGUCUGGUAUUUUGAAGAUGUUUGUCCUAAAUUUUGUUUGUGGAUUAAAAACUUCUUUAAUUUUGAAUCAUCUGUUUUUACUGAACAUUUUUUUCAUUUAAAUGAGUUUUUCUCCUUGAAGAGUUAAGAACCGUCAGAGAUCCAGUCUGCUCCGAUCUGUGAAUCUUCAAAAUAAAAUACUUUUUUUCGUUGUUGUGCAGGGGACACUGAGCCAAUCAGAGUGGGAGGCAACAAGUAAGUUUUUCCUUUACUGUGAGAAUCUCAGUUCUCAUGAUCAAUCUGAACUGUGAAAACACCAGUCUGUUGAAACUCCAUGAUAAAAUGAUUAACUUGACUGUGAGAAUCUCGACUCUUUAUUCAUACACUCUGACUGUGUGUGUUGAUAUGAACUUUUCUCUUGGUUUCAGGUAUCUACCUGGUGUUUGUAUUUCAGAAGAUGUCCUGAUGCUCAGACAGCUGCUCACCAACUGUCCUCCUCUUAUUGUGACUGUAUGAUCUACCUGUUUUAUUUCUAGGUCAGUCUUUGAUAAACUUUGAUCGGUGAUAUUCUUUGAUGCAGAAAUCAAUAAAAUCCAGGUUCAAGCUCA